Molecule: messenger RNA, 3458 nt
Organism: Argiope bruennichi
Lineage: Eukaryota; Metazoa; Arthropoda; Arachnida; Araneae; Araneidae
Exons: 5
Coding region: 398-2677 (759 amino acids)
Source: RefSeq, a predicted model, not a curated record
UUUCUUUCCAUAGUAAAUAAUAUUAAUCAAACUGAAUCAAAUUCACAGUACUUGAAACAUUUAAAGUUAUAAAGUUAAAUUAUGCAUGGUAGUCGGUUUGAUUUGUGGUAUGUUUAUGUCAACAUGCAAUCACCAGUUGCAUAUUUGAUAGGCCUCCUGAGUGUAAUUCAUUUCACAGCUGCACUGAGCGACGACGCCCAUACUGAUUCAUGUGUUGCAAAGAUUCUUUCCUGCGACUGGUACCGGCAGCCCUUUUCCCUCCAAAAAGAAAAUGAGAUAAGAAUAUUUUCAAAAAUCGAGGAUCUUAAAAAAGCUUGCAAGUAAGUUCCAUUUGAAAGAAAAUCGACAUCUGUAGCCAUUUUUCCCUGCCUUAGACCAAGCUGCUUACAUAAAGUGCAUGGGACGGGCAGAGAAUUUCUGCGAGAAAACAAACCUCUUACCCUCGGCUGAGGAAAUGAUAAAAAACAGGCGUUUUUCAGCUGAUAUAUGCCGCACUGCCUCACCUUGGCAACAAUUGUACUUGAACGAGGCAAGUUGUCUGAAUACAUACACGAAUAGAGAUUAUCCAUACUGCACUAAUAAGAUAAUCGGGAUGGGCUACUUGAAUCCUGAAAAUAUUUUUGAACGAGGAUGUCGAUAUGGAAGGGCUAUAAUAGACUGUUCUGCUACAAGACUGCAAGAGAAAUGUGGAUAUUAUGCUGGAAUUAUACUGAAAAAGUUUUUAAAGUUCCAUAGUUUAUCUGAUUACAAAUGCAAAGAUUUCAAAGAUGUUGAAGAUUAUUCUUUUGCUUCUACACCAACGGAAGUGAUUUCCAACACUUUAGAAAGUUCAGAUUUUGACGAUAAAGCUAUAUUUGAAAAAGAAAGCAGGGAAAACUUAAAUUUUGGAGAAACAAAGCUCGAUAAUCUUGAUAAUAAAUCGUUUACCAGGGUCGCAGUUACUAAAGUUAAUUUCGAUGAAUUCUUGACAAAAGUGAAAGAUUCUUUUUCUGGUUCAUUAGACUUUGAUGCGAACACAACCACAGAAUCGAAUAUGCCUGAAUUUCCGGCAGUGCCUAAAUACCAUUAUAUACACAAAAAUCGAACAACGUUUGUUUUAUAUGAAGAUUUAGAGAUGGGAUAUGCCAAGUACAUAGGAUGUGGUGAAGCCGAUUUCUUCUGGAUUAUACUGUCACCUUUGAAAAAUAAAUACUGUACUUUAAUGGAUUUAAAAUCGGAAUAUUCAGAAGGUCUCUUUAAAUGCACAAUUCACAUAGAUGCUGCAUGCUCUCCAGAAUUAGACGAUGAAGACAGAAACAAAAAUGCUGAAGUAUUUCAUCGCAGGUAUGUGGCAACAGUCUUAACUCCACCAAAUAACCAACUAUCGGAGGACAUGGCAGUAAUGAAUAUACACUACUUGAAAAUUUUUCCGUCUCAUUCAAUGUAUGCUCCAGAAAAAAAAGUUAAUUUAUGGACAACUGAAACGAACAUGGGUGCUAUUGAGCAAGCUGAACCUGUCAGAAGAAAAGGGUCUUUGGAAUCAGAAGACGAUCAUAGUAUUCUCUAUCAACAUAGUAAUGGCUCUGGUCAGAAGAGGGAUGCGAUUACAAGUAAGCACUCGCAUUAUUCAGAUGAAUAUGAAUAUUAUGAAGAAUAUAAAAACCGGGACUAUCAGCCUGUAGAGGAAGAAGACAAAAUUUAUUCCCCUGCAUUAUUCCAGAAUGAUAUGAUAUACAUAGAAGAUAAUGAAGGUGACCUUAUGUCCUUGCAUGAUCCCCGGUCACCAAUCUAUUCAAACUCUUUGUAUCAACCUAAUUCUCUGUUUCGUCCCCGUGUGGGCGAGAUGCCUGAAUCAACUGAUUUACGAGAGUUUGAAGAAACUGAAUCAACUGAACAGAAAAAGAAACUUAUCCUAACCUCUCUAUUUAAAGAAAGAGUAUUGAAAUUGAAAGAUGAAGAAUCAUUUUCUAAACUUAAAGAGGAUCAACAGGAAUAUUGCUCUGCAGAAGAACCUUGUCCUCCAAAUUCUGAAAAACUAAAAUUCGGAAUAAAACCCGGCAUGUACUUACUAGCAAAAAAUAUUAAAAUUUUCGAUCCAUUAAAAGGAAUGGAAGUAAAAGCACCGCCAAAAUCUCUGUCUUCUAUAAAAUUAAAUGAGGGCACUGCUGUAAAAUCGCAUUUAGAUUCUAGAGAGAUGUACAACGUUAGGCUAAGUACCAAAAUACAGGUACCAAAGUAUACAGAAUUGAGCCAUUCAAAAGAAAUCUAUAAAGAUUACUUUACUACAUACAGUCCUAAUCUGCCUGAAGAGGAAAUCUACGAUAAUAUCGACAUCACUGAUGUUCCUAGCUAUUUGGAUUCAUCUUGUGGUUCUACCUUAACGAGUGAGCCAAAUUUUGAUUUCGAAACUUAUCGCAUGGAAUCAUUUGAUGAACGCAGUUAUGAAUUUACUCAGUCUCCGUACAAAUAUUUCCGUAAGUCCGAUACAGAAGUACGUUCUAAACCUACUAUUGUCACAGAAAACUUAAGAGCACGGCCGUCUUGGGAAAGAUGCUUAGAGAAGAUUCUCGGAAGAGUCGAGAAGAUUCUCAGAAGAGUCUGGAAGACUUUAUUGAAAACGGUUGACACGCCUUUCAAGCGGAAAUUUUUAGUUGGAAUCUUGAUUAAGCUUUUUGAAAGAAAUGCACGUGGUUUUUGACUAGGCCACAUCGAUAAUCGAAUGAUCCAAGAUAAAGAAAUCGUGCAACUUGGUUUCAAACUACUUGGUUAUUUAAAUUGGGCAUUUUAACAUGCUGUGCAAUAAAUGUCUUUCCUUUAUUUUUGUGGUGCUUGAGCGUCGUAAUGAUCUGUAACACCAUUAUAAACACAAUGUCUGCUUGGCAUACACUCUUUAAAUUAUAUUGUAUAAGAAUUUGAACUGAAAUCAUGCCUUCGGACUUGGUUUCGCCGGAUGAAAUAUUAAAUUUAUUUGUACCGUUUGGACAGUUGAAAGCUUUCCUUAUAACUGUAUUUAAAUUUCCCAUUUGACCGAGAUAUUCAUUAGUGGAUAAGAGAGGGGAUUAGUUUUGAUUUCACUUUUUAAAAAAAAUCGAUGGUUAAAAUAUUUUUAGUGCACACCAAAAAAAGUAAUGUAAAAUAUAAUCGAAAUAACUCUCAAUAAAAUGUCACCAAUCCAAAAAACGUUAAAUUUAGUCCACAUUUCUGAAUAAUUGAAGGAAACGGGAUUUCUUGCAUUUCAUAUUCCAUUAAAAUAAACAGUUCAUAUCAGUAAAAUCGGUUUUAUAUUGAAAUCGCUUUAACUAUCGUGGUUUUCUUAAUUUUCAAAAUUUUUCUUUAGAGUUUCAAAAUAAUUUAUAGACGAUAUUAAAACUUAAUGUACUCGCUGAAUUUGGAGUUCAUAUUUCGUUCAAUACUUAACUUCAAAUUGACUUUCUGAUUCUUGCAUCGAUUUAUUGAAUUUCUGCAACUAGAAGUCUUAU